AUGUCUAGACACGAUCAGCUGGUCUUCUGCUUGUGUGAAUUAACCAGGCUGCUAUGGAAGCUGCUGCUGCCCCUGGUCGCCCUCUGCGCCCUGCUGGUCACCGUUCUGGUGCUGCUGCUGGUGGGGGUGCGCGUCUGGCUUCAGACGAACAGGAGCGCGCAGCGCGCACAAAGCGGCCGGCCGACCGUGGCCUUCUUCCACCCGUACUGCAAUGCCGGCGGCGGAGGAGAGAGGGUGCUGUGGUGUGCCAUCAGGGCGCUGCAGAACAGAUACGCUGACAUCAACUUUGUGGUGUACACGGGGGAUCAAGGGGUGACGGGCCAACAGAUUAUGGAUGGGGCCCGGCGACGCUUCAACAUAGUCCUUCCCCGACCAGUCCAGUUUGUGUUCCUGAGACACCGACUGCUGGUGGAGCCUGGCUUGUUCCCUCACUUCACCCUGCUGGGCCAGAGCAUCGGCUCCGUCUUCCUGGGGUGGGAGGCGCUGACUGAAUUUGUUCCGGACAUCUAUAUUGACUCCAUGGGCUACGCCUUCACUCUGCCCCUCUUCCGCUACAUGGGGGGCUGCAGCGUGGGGAGUUAUGUUCACUAUCCCACCGUCAGCACAGACAUGCUAUCUGUGGUGAGGGAGAGAAACCCAAGGUUCAACAAUUCAGACUACAUUUCCAACAACUUGUUCCUAAGUGCUUUCAAGGUAGUCUACUACUGCCUGUUUGCCCUGCUGUAUGGAAUGGCUGGAUCCUGCAGUGACCUUGUAAUGGUCAACUCCUCUUGGACCUUCAAUCACAUCCUGGCACUGUGGCGCGCUCCGAACCGCACCAGCGUGGUUUACCCACCCUGCGAUGUCGCUGCAUUUCAGGACAUCCCGCUGAACGAGGACGGAGACAGGAAGUGCCAUACCAUCGUUUCCAUUGGCCAGUUUAAGCCUGAAAAAGACCACCGCUUGCAGAUAAGGGCUUUCAAGAAGCUGAUUGACAAGAGACGGGAGAAGCCAGGUGGUAGGGAGGCGCUGAGACUUGUUCUUAUUGGUGGCUGCAGGAACCAGGAGGAUGAGGAUAGGGUGCUGAUGCUGAGGGGACUGUGCCAGGAGCUGGGCGUGGCUGACAGGGUGGAGUUCAAACUGAAUGUAAGCUUUGAUGAGCUGAAGAGAGAGCUUGGGUCAGCCACCAUCGGCCUGCAUACCAUGUGGAAUGAACACUUUGGGAUAGGUGUGGUGGAAUGCAUGGCUGCUGGGACGGUUACCCUGGCCCACAAGUCCGGUGGACCCAAGCUCGACAUCGUGGUGCCCUUUGAGGGAGGCCAAACGGGCUUCCUGACCGAUGACGAGGAUGGGUAUGCGGAGACCAUGAACAGGAUCCUGGGUCUGCCGCCUGCUGACAGGCUGCAAAUCAGACAGAACGCCCGCCAGUCGGUCGCUCGCUUCUCAAGCCAGGAGUUCGAGGCCUGCUUCCUGGCUGCCAUGGAGCCACUAAUGGGAACCCUUGAACGAUGAGAAGGGGACUGCAUCGUGUGUGUGUGUGCAUGUGUACGUGCGUGCAUGUAUGAUCUUGUAUGCAAUGAAAGCUGAUGGUGUAUGUGACUGUCUGACAUCUGAAGCCGCUAUGCUACCAGAUGCACCUAAAAAGAGAAUAUUAGCUGUGUUUAUGCUGUAAGUCCAGAGGCAAAAUCUAUCAGGUCAUUGCUGAGAAUUUGACAGGUUUUUGCACACCAGGCCAUCUACAGUCAUUUCAGUGUUCAGUAAGAAGCGUGUUUAAAUAGUUGACGUGAUUGUUGAUGCCACAUUUAAAGGGGGGGGGGGCCUUUUUGUGUUUUUGAGGUUUUCA
Molecule: messenger RNA, 1822 nt
Organism: Lampris incognitus (smalleye Pacific opah)
Lineage: Eukaryota; Metazoa; Chordata; Actinopteri; Lampriformes; Lampridae
Gene: alg11
Product: ALG11 alpha-1,2-mannosyltransferase
Exons: 5
Coding region: 1-1491 (496 amino acids)
Biological process (GO): protein N-linked glycosylation
Cellular component (GO): endoplasmic reticulum membrane
Molecular function (GO): GDP-Man:Man(3)GlcNAc(2)-PP-Dol alpha-1,2-mannosyltransferase activity
Source: RefSeq, a predicted model, not a curated record